AUGGACGAGAAGGCGCACGAGUCUGGGGGUAAAGUGCCCCAGGUCGCCGGCGAAAGCCUGCCAGCGUAUGGCGAGUCGGAGCCCACCAAGGGUAGCUUUGGUCAACGCAUCAUGGACAGCUUCAAGCAAGAUCCUAAUGCUCGAGUGAGCUCGGGAGGCCACGCUGGUGCUGAUGGCUCUCGUUUCGACGCCGAAGCGGCUGCUGUCAAUACCGCACAGUCACCCCUUCAGCGUAGUCUGAAGGGCCGUCACUUGCAGAUGAUUGCCAUCGGUGGUUCAAUCGGUACCGGUCUUUUCGUUGGUUCUGGGUCUGUGUUGGCUGCAGGUGGUCCAGCCUCUGUAAUUAUCGCCUACGUGCUCAUCGGUGUCAUGCUCUACUGCACAGUCCAUGCUCUGGGUGAGAUGGCUGUGCUGUUCCCCGUUGCUGGUUCGUUCGCCCAUUACUCGACUCGUUUUGUCGACCCGGCCUGGGGUUUCGCCAUGGGUUGGAACUACGCACUACAGUGGUUGGUUGUAUUACCCUUGGAAAUUGUCGCUGCGUCCAUCACCAUCGACUACUGGAGCCCUGGGGUGUCAAACGCCGCAUGGGUGGCCAUUUUCUGGGUGAUGAUUGUCUCGAUCAACAUGUUUGGCGUAAAGGGAUAUGGUGAAGCCGAAUUCGUCUUCUCGCUCAUCAAGGUCAUUGCCGUUAUCGGAUUCAUUAUUCUCGGAAUCGUUCUGAACUGUGGCGGUGGCCCAGAGGGAGGCUACAUCGGUGGAAAGUUCUGGCACAACCCAGGUGCAUUCAACAAUGGUUUCAAGGGUCUCUGCAGCGUGUUCGUCAACGCUGCCUUUGCGUUCGCUGGUACUGAGUUGGUCGGCCUGGCUGCAGCCGAGACCGCCAAUCCCCGCAAAUCGCUGCCCGGUGCUGUCAAGCAGGUCUUCUGGCGUAUCGCCUUGUUCUACGUUGUAGCGCUGACGGUCGUGGGUCUCUUGGUGUCAUUCAAAGACCCAAGGCUCUUGAAUAAGAGCUCCUCUGUCGAUGCCAAGGCAUCACCCUUCGUUAUUGCCAUCGAGAACGCUGGUAUCCAGGGUCUGCCCUCCCUGAUGAACGUCGUGAUCCUGAUUGCUGUCUUGUCUGUCGGUAACUCCUCCGUCUAUGGUUCCUCUCGUACCCUGGCGGCUCUCGCCGAGCAAGGCCAAGCCCCGCGUUUCUUGGCCUACAUCGACCGCAAGGGUCGUCCUCUCUGGGCUAUCUGUGUGUCCGCGGUCAUCGGUCUCCUCUGCUUCCUGGCUGCCUCUGACAAGCAGUCUGUUGCCUUCGCGUGGAUGAUGGCUCUUUCCGGUCUCUCGUCCAUCUUCACCUGGGGAUCUGUCUGCUUGGCGCACAUCCGAUUCCGUCGCGCCUGGAGAGUUCAGGGCCACAGCUUGAACGAGCUCGCCUUCCAGUCCCAGCCUGGUGUCAUCGGAUCCUGGAUCGGCUUCAUCUUCAACUGUCUGGUGCUGGUCGCCCAGUUCUGGGUCGGAUUCGCUCCCAUCGGGUACGGCGAGAUGACCACUGGAGCUUUGGUCGAGUCCUGGUUCUCGGCCUUCCUCGCUGCUCCCGUGGUCUUGCUGUUCUACAUCCCUUACAAGAUUUAUUUCAAGACCAAGAUCCUUCGGUCUCACGAGAUGGACCUGAGCACUGGUCGCCGUGAUCUUGACAUCCAGCAUCUGAUUGAGCAGGAGCGUGCGGAGCAGGCUGCCUGGCCUCGCUGGAAGAAGAUUUACAAGAUCUUCUGUUAA
Penicillium diatomitis is the source of this 1764-nucleotide messenger RNA. RefSeq names its product amino acid permease GAP1. The record is from RefSeq and is a predicted model, not a curated record. Gene Ontology annotation, cellular component: membrane. Gene Ontology annotation, biological process: amino acid transmembrane transport. NCBI's taxonomy places the organism in Eukaryota, Fungi, Ascomycota, Eurotiomycetes, Eurotiales, Aspergillaceae. The coding region runs from base 1 to 1764 and encodes 587 amino acids. The transcript is spliced from 3 exons. Gene Ontology annotation, molecular function: amino acid transmembrane transporter activity.